Protopolystoma xenopodis is the source of this 228-nucleotide messenger RNA. NCBI's taxonomy places the organism in Eukaryota, Metazoa, Platyhelminthes, Monogenea, Polystomatidea, Polystomatidae. The record is from the annotation of a GenBank genome assembly.
AUGCUUGAGCUAGAGUCCUUUAAAACGAGCAAAAUGAUGCUUGAGAUGGCCAAAAAGUUAAGGUUGGAGCGUGAACGAGAGGGGAAGAUCACUAGACAAAUUCAGGAGCAGAAAAAUCAGAUGGCGAAUCUGGACCAGCGUAUUUCACGAGAACAGGAGAAGACGAAAGAAAUGCGGCGUGCAGCUACCGGCUCCACUCCUGAAGGUAAUCAUCAACAGGCCAAGUGA